GGGCCCACCCACAGACAAACCCAGCUCAUUCCUCGCUUCUCUUGUCUUUGCCAAGGGAAGGGAAGGGAUGGGCAAGGGAAAGUAGUCGCUCCCAUGAUCCAUCCUUCAAAUUCAAUCACUCGCAAACACAAAGCUUUUAUCGCAAGAGAAUCAUCACUACGAGUUUCCUUCCUGAUUCAUCGCUUCACAUCCAUGGAUGUCGCUGAAUUCGCUCUGGACGUGGUGCUAUGGCGGGGAGGCAAGGCCCCGGUGAGCUCGUGCCUGCUGGCGGCGACCCUCUGCUCAUGGCUCCUCGCCUCCGCUUCUUCUUCCUACAGCCUGCUCUCCCUCGCAUCCAACGCGCUCCUCCUCCUCCUCGCGCUGCUCUUCCUCUGGGCCAAGGCCGCGCGCCUCCUCGGCAGGCCGCCGCCGCCGGUCCCGGACCUGCAGCCAGCCGCCGACCGCCUCGCCUCCCUCCUCCGCUCAGCCCUCGCCGACGCCGCCGACGCCUUCAACCACAUCGCCGGCGGCUCCCCCUCUUCCAACCGCCUCCUCGCCCGCGCCUUCCUCGCCCUCUCCCUCCUCUCCUUCCUCGCCGGCUCCCCCGCCUUCCGCUACCCCGCCGUCGUCGCCGCUCUCACCCUCCCGCCCUUGUACGUCAGGUGGGACAUGGAUGCCUACCUCCGCCUCGCCUCCCUCAACCUCUACAGGUACGAGCUGCUCUACCAGAGAUUCUCCCUCGCGUGCUUCCGGACCGCCAGGGACUGGAUCAUGCUUGACGACCACGAGGAAGAAGACGACCACCGCCUGCUGCUGCUCAACAAGAAACAAUUGAUGAUACACUCCUACACUAGUUAGUAUCAUCUGCUCCUGUCGAUCGUGUUUUGGACUUGAUUUUGCCUUCCACUGCUUCUCUUUGAUUUGAUUGAUUGAUUUGAUGCCCAUGCCCUGUUUUGUCAGCGCUGAAACCUUGCUAGAUUGCUCCAUUUUGUAUAUGAUUCUUCUUGGUUUGCUCUUGUACGUAAUGAAAGCUGGAAACUCCAUUCCAAUCCAA
Messenger RNA from Brachypodium distachyon (stiff brome), 1033 nucleotides. Its product is annotated as reticulon-like protein B12. The coding region runs from base 94 to 837 and encodes 247 amino acids. Lineage: Eukaryota; Viridiplantae; Streptophyta; Magnoliopsida; Poales; Poaceae. The transcript has 2 exons. The record is from RefSeq and is a predicted model, not a curated record.